AUGUUCGGGCGGUGUUUGCUUACGGGAGGCCGGAGCGCCGGGAUGCUUCUGGCCAGGGUGAAGGAGACGACGGGGAUCGUGGGGCUUGAUGUGGUGCCGAACGCGAGGGAGGUGCUUAUCGGGCUUUACAGUCGCACCCUGAAGGAGAUCCAGGCGGUCCCAGAAGACGAGGGCUAUCGCAAGGCCGUCGAGAGCUUCACACAGCACCGGCUCAAGGUGUGCCAGGAAGAGGAGGACUGGGAGCAGAUCGAGAAGCGCAUCGGCUGCGGCCAGGUCGAGGAGCUCAUAGAGGAGGCGCGGGAUGAGCUUACUCUAAUUGCCAAGAUGAUCGGUAAGGAGAGUCCGCCCGGUCGUCCCUUGUUUUGGUUUCCAUCUCGCCUCCCCGAUUCCGCACGGCCGCUGAACGGGUUGGCAUUUCUGGUAAAUGCCUCUUUGGUGAGGAUUUCAAUCGAUUCCCCGGGGGUUGGGGAGAUUUUGGCCUCGAUCUAAAUUCAGCGUUUCAUUUAAAACAUUCGGAAUCCGAUUUGAUCAAAAUGUCUUCGUGUUCAUAUUACCUACAUUGUCUCAAUGGAAUUUGGCAAAAAACAUGCGACGCCGAAAACCAUCGUGCUCAUUUUUCGCAUUUGCCUCUUUACUGGGCAUUCAGUCGUAACGAUUGUGUAAACGGUAUGCUGCAUCACUUGCUCGAUGUGUUACGCCGUCGACAUUCUAACCGAAAGUUUGACUUUCAUGAAUGUGAGUUUCGAGCAAGUUUUUGUGUUCCCCUUCUGGGACGCACAUUUCGAGCAUGGGCCCUUACGAAAUGAAAUGGAAGGAAGCAUCCGAUCAUAUAAGUGUGAAUGAAAAUGUAGAUAUGUAAGGAACUGAAGAUGACGGGUUUUGAUCAUAAAAAACCUGUCUUGCUUCCGUGUGAGUAAAUAUUCUUCAACGCGAUGGUGGAGAAUAAAUUAUGUUCUGUUUAAGUGUGUUAGUGAUGGACUUGUGUUGGAGCCAUGAGGAAAAACAACGAGGCUCGCUCGUUGUUGGUGGAGGAUGAUACAUUGAAAAGAUGCAUAAAAAACCGGUCAAUGUCGGCCAAGGAGUGCUGUCUUUCGUGGAUUUUCAUGCUGUUUUGUGAGAACGAAUCAACGAUGCUAUUUUUAGAUCGGCUCAGGUCUGUAUAAAAUACAGAUGGUUCACUUCCAUAUAUUGCAUAGCUUGCGUUCUGCAUUUUAAUCGUCUCUGUUCAUUGUCAACAAAGGGUGGGAAACAUGUUAUCUUGUUUUCAUGAGUGCGUUUCUACUGUUUUUUUAAAUCAAUAUUCUCUGAGAUCUCAUGUACACCGAGUUGAUCAUUGAUUUCUAUGGACACUAAGAGUAUCCUCUGGACGCUUGAAGAAUCUUCAGAUUGAAGUUGAAUCCUUACCAAGAAUCGUUCAUUAAUGCUAUCGUUAGAGAUGUCUGCCAAAAAUGAAUAAUGAACCACGAAAAGAAGGGAACUGUAGCAUGAUUAUUGAAUGAAAGGGGCUCUAAAAGUGAAGGGCAGAAUAUGAUGUCUGUGUGAAUUCAACAUCCCAAUGUAAGAUUGAGAAAUUUCUUAUAUAAGUCAUGGAUUUUCCACAUAUUUUCUUAUAUAUUCUGCUAGCUUACAGAGAUCAGAGUGAGUUUAAUGAUGUUUGAUUUUCUAAUAUCCUUUGGUGAAAGCGAUCCUGAUUCACAUAGUCAGUACAUCGAAUGCUAACUAUAGUUUUGAGCGGUCAUUCCCACUUGAAGAACUGAAACAACUUUUAGCAGAUGUAACAUCUGGCUGUCACCUCUUUUAACCUUGUUUUUUGGAUGUAUAAUAGAAAAAAGUAGUUCUGCUAACUAUAAUCAGGGAAAUUUUUUGCAUCUGGUUAUCAGGUGCAAAAGUAGAAAAUUAGAAAAAGCUCUUUUCAAACCCACUCACUAGCCUAUAUGUUGUUGCUUCAAGCUGUUUCCUUGUUAUGAGUAAGAGACUCCUCCGUUAUGAAUGUCUUUACUGUCAUCAGGAAUCAUCUAGUGACAAGUUUUCCAUAAUGAAGCAAAAUGACGAGGCUGAGAGCUGAUGGCAUGUAUUCGGUUUGUAGGUUUUUAUUGUGGAUGAACCCAAUAGCGGAUCUUUUAGUCAAUCUUAGUGGUUCCCUUAUAUAUUUAUAUUUACUUGAAACACAACAGAAAAUUCAUGUGCACCCGAAUCUGACGGGGAAGAAUUCAAUCUUUAUGUAAGAUUGAGUGAGCUAUGACAGCACUGGCAUCAUCUUCAUGUGGAUACGGAAAUGACAUUUAAAUAACUGGGACCUACUUUUUCCUGUUAUCUAUUAUAUACUUAUGUUUAAUGCACAUCUCAUUAUCUUUUUUUCUUAAUCAUAUCCAUUGAAGCCAAACGGCUCUAGAUCACCUUUCAUUGUAAUUUAACUUGGAUACUUUCCAAUUUGACAAUGUUGUAGUGAGGGAUUGGUUAGCAGGCUGCUUUCAGUCUACCUGGUUGUAAAUGUCUCAGUAAACUAAACCCUUUUGCAAUUUGAAAAAUCUGUUCUUUGGAGAAUUCCCCCCAAAUGAGAGGGUCCUUGUCUUCUUUAGUAAUAGAAGCGAGUACAUUCCCCCAACCCUUAGGGAAUUUUAUGUUACAUUGUCAUGAGAUAGAAAUCGAUUGUGUUUCUCCCUCUAUUUACAACUUACUUUAAUUACCUAUCUCCAAUCCGAAAUCUUCUCUCCUUGCAAAUUCGAAAUGAAUGUACUUGGAGGCCUUUCCUUGAUUAUCGAAAGUUUAAUUAUUAGGCUUGACGCUGGAGGCACUUAAAUUUCUUUUUACGUCAGUCUUUUCCAGAAAGAAUGCUCAAUAGUUCAUGUUCCAUAAAAGCCAGGGCUCAAAUAGAUUAUUUUCGGAUAUGUGAUCGCAAAUCUUAUGUGCCAUGUUUCUCUCCUUUUUUUAAGCUUUUUUGCAUAUUGCUAGAAUAAAUUAGUCUAUUAAAUAUUUGGGAAAUGUAAAUUAUUUGCGUGUUGAAUUUUUAGGUGGUUACGUCAGCUUUUAGUUUCCUAUUUUCCUUGCCUUCAGACGUGAAAAUAUCUAGGUAGAGUUUGAUUAAUGAACACUUUUGAUGUGAUUAGCAUUUUCUAAAUGCUAUGGACUACAUAUAUGAUCGACACUCUCUCUUCCUUCUUGAAGAAGAGUUUGGUGGGGGUUAUGGGCAUGUGUUGUCUGGGGUGGGAUGAAUUGUUUGGUGGAUUUAUCUCAUGGUAUUUCUGGGCUGCUAGAAAUAGAUAGGAUGCGUUUCACCAAUCAGAAGCCUGAACUGAGGAAUAUUCCUUAAUAUAUAGAGAUGUAGGCUCUUUUCCUCAUGGAUAAUUUUACAUAACUCUGGAUGGGAGAACUCUCUUCUCCGCGUGAGAAUCUGAUGGAAAUCUCUUGGAUAAGUCAUUCUAUGAUAACAUUCGCAUAAAGAGACGACUGCUCUCCCUGAGGAGUCAUACGACGCUGUUCCCUGCAGCCUUCUUGCAACAUGGGAGCACAGAUAUUUAGCUGGCCAGGCCUUGCCUGGCACGCCAGAGGAACAAAGUUAAGACAAGGCUAGCAUCAGUCGAUAUGAUGAGCAUUUGGCUACAUGGGCUGUUCCGAGCGCAUGUUCCCUACGUAGAAUAUGAAGAGAGAAGAGCUAUGCAGUGGUGCCUCAUUCACAUGGCCUUCCUCCUGCUGCAUCUCCCUGAGUCUAAGCUUUUCUGACGUCUCUUGUGCUACAUGCUAGGCUUGAGUUCUUGUUUAUGCUUCAUUUGGCAGACUACUGAACAAGUUUCAAUCUGGCCUGCAGAAUGGGAUCCGUGGGGUGUUCCUGAAGGGUACGAGUGUGAGGUCAUUGAAAACGAUGCUCCGAUCCCGAAGCAUGUACCUUACCACCGACCACCUCCCCUUCCAGAAGAAUUCUUCAAGACGCUGGAGGCCUUGGGUUCUAAAUCAGAUGCAAAGGACGAAGUACCCAGCUCGACCCAAUCAAAGGAGUGA
Molecule: messenger RNA, 3996 nt
Organism: Spirodela intermedia
Lineage: Eukaryota; Viridiplantae; Streptophyta; Magnoliopsida; Alismatales; Araceae
Source: the annotation of a GenBank genome assembly